AUGAAGUCCAUGAAUGAUGGCAGCACCGAUGAUGGGAACAAUCAUAACUGGUUGGGGUUCUCUCUCUCACCCCACAUGAAAAUGGAAGUUACUUCUUCUCCUGGCCCUUCCCAUCAUCAUCACCAUAACUACUAUCAUCAUCCUCAGGCUUCUUCUUCUACUGCUGCAGCACCUUGCAACACUGUUCCCACAAACUUCUAUAUUUCCCCCUCACAUCUUAACACCCCAGGAAUCUGCUAUGGUGUUGGAGAAAACAGUGGCUUUCACCCUCCCUUGGCCAUGAUGCCCCUCAAGUCAGAUGGGUCACUUUGCAUUAUGGAAGCCCUCACCAGAUCACAAACCCAAG
Messenger RNA from Sphenostylis stenocarpa, 346 nucleotides. The record is from the annotation of a GenBank genome assembly. Lineage: Eukaryota; Viridiplantae; Streptophyta; Magnoliopsida; Fabales; Fabaceae.